UCUAGUAAGAUUAGUCUUCAGCAAAUCUGUUAUCUGGUAAUAGUGAUACGUAUUUGUGAAAAUUACGUAUAAUUUAAAAAUAUAUAAGCGAAAGAAUACAAAAUCUGUAUAGAAUGCUUGUAUUAAAUACGCUUAGCCCAUCUGUUAAAUUCGGCCUUCAUUUUGCUGGUAUUUGGCCUGCAACACCAUUUCCAUAUUUACAUAAGUUAGGUUGGCUUGCAGCGAUAGCUGCACUUCAAAGUUAUCAAUAUAGAUAUAUUGUAAUGCAUUAUAAAUCUGAUAAUCUCAUGAGUAUAAUAGAUAAUUUAAGCAUAGCUAUGCCGUUCAGUCUAGUAUUUAUCAAAUUAAUUGUUACUUGGAUAAAUCAUGGCGUGUUUUGUGAUAUUUUAUCAACUAUGGAAAAGGAUUGCCAAAAAUAUGCUGUUAUAGAUAUAAAUAACUUAAUAUCGAAAACGGGACAAAUCUCUUUUUAUAUGACAACUAUUGUCAUAUCUUCAUAUUUAGUGUCUGCUGCUUUUUAUAUUACCGGUACUUUAGCUUUUCAACGAAUUAAUAGCUCAAUAUCUCGAGAACUUCUUUUCAAAAUGGAUUUGCCUUUUGAAACCAAUGAAUCUCCAAAUUAUGAAUUUGUAGUAACUUCGCAACUUCUUAUUCAUGUAUCAGCAGCUCUUACGUUUGGAACGUUCAGUGCUCUGCUUUUAAUGGUGGUUCUUCAUAUAGGAUGCCAAAUUGAUAUUUUGUGCCAAAAUUUAUUAGAUAUUCCUCAUAUAUGUGCAAGUCAUUUAAAAUUUUUCAUUAUCAGAUAUCAAGAAAUCAUUAUCUUUGCAGAAAAAGUUGAAAAACUAUUUACAUAUAUAGCACUUAGUCAACUUGUAUCAAAUACUUUAAUUACUUGCUGUGUAGGAUUCCUUAUUGUAAUUGCAAUACACGAGGAUAACGGCCUUCCAUUAUUACUCAAAUCUAUUUUAUUUUACAUGGUAAUUUGUUUAGAAGCGUUUAUAUAUUGUUUUGCUGGUGAAUAUCUUCGUAUUAAGGUUUUUAAAUAAAAUAUCAUUUUGUUUCAUUAUAUUUUUUGUCAAAUGUACUGUAAUGAAAAAAAUAUAAUAAUUUUUCUUUAGAUUUCUUUGAAAAGAAAGUGAUCUUGACAACAAUCUACAUUAUAAUUUACUUAUUUAUUUCUUGUCAUAAAUUAAAUAUUUCGCUUUUAUGUUUUCUUCUGGUAUAUUAUAUUUAUUAUUAAA
This is a messenger RNA of Apis cerana (Asiatic honeybee), 1241 nucleotides long. RefSeq lists its product as uncharacterized. Gene Ontology annotation, molecular function: odorant binding; olfactory receptor activity. Gene Ontology annotation, cellular component: plasma membrane. Gene Ontology annotation, biological process: sensory perception of smell; detection of chemical stimulus involved in sensory perception of smell. NCBI's taxonomy places the organism in Eukaryota, Metazoa, Arthropoda, Insecta, Hymenoptera, Apidae. The record is from RefSeq and is a predicted model, not a curated record.